Molecule: messenger RNA, 1032 nt
Organism: Brassicogethes aeneus
Lineage: Eukaryota; Metazoa; Arthropoda; Insecta; Coleoptera; Nitidulidae
Source: the annotation of a GenBank genome assembly
AUGGAUUUACGAAAUCCUAUGGUAUUUUUGGGUGAACCAACUGACUCUAUCAGUGAAAGCUACCGACUCGUUAUUGAUGAAGUGUCAAAAUUUUGGAGUAAGGCAGGCAUUCCAGUGCAAUACAAUGCAAGAUGUGUAGCGAAAUUAGAAAAACUUUACACCAAUUACAGAAAUGCACAAACAAGUACAAAUUUAUCAGAUGUCGUGAAAGAGUUUUCAGAAUAUUUAGAUAAGUUAUUUGAUAUUACACAUGGUGAUGCUCAACAUACAGUCAGUAAUGACGUCUUGAAAUUUUUAGACGAUCAAAAGACGGUGAGAAAAUAUCAUUUAUACAUUAAUAAACGAGACAAAGAUUCCAUCGAGUCGAUUGAAAACCCUAUUUUUGAAAAAGACGACAAUAUCGCGGUGGUCCAAUCUAUUGAUGAAGACGAAAUUUGUGUAAACUACGGUGAUUCUACAAUUACCAAUAAUCGCUCAACGUCGGAUCUGACGUUACCUUCGAGUUCAAAAAGCUUAAGCGAGCAGAUUUUGAGCGGUGAAACAACGUCUACGUCUCAGCAAAGCACAUCAUCAACGUUCGAAUUAGAAGGACGCAACUACGAACCAAAACAUGAAAGAGGAAGGAUAAAUAUUCUCACUGAAGCUGUCGUUGCGACGUUAGAUAGUUGCAGAAUUUCCUAUAGGAAUUCUGUACGAGUGAUAUCAUCAAUAGCAACAGCUCUUGGGGUUGAUACCACUGAUUUAAUCCUUAAUAAGACUUCAUUUAAUGAAUACAGAUCAAAAAUCCGCCAGGAUGCUGCUGAAAAAAUGAAAAAAAGGUUUGGUGACAUUGAUGUUGGUCCAGCGGUUAUCCAUUGGGAUGGAAAAUUGAUACCUGAUCGUUUAUCCUGUGAAAAAGUUGACCGGGUUCCGAUAAUAGUGAGAAGUACUACUACUGAAAAAAUUUUAAACGUGCCUGCACUACCAGAUGGAAAAGGAUUGACUCAGGCAGAAGCAAUUUUUACAGCAAUUGGAAGAUUGGGGAAUUACUGA